AUGCUUUCCCCCGAAGUCGAGCGUUGCGCAAAGCAAAUAUACACUCACCUUUCACAACGUGAGCGUAUCGCUAAUUUAACUGAGCCAUUAGAGAGUCUCCCAGAAGAGAUUCAGAAAAUGAAUCAGCUACAUUCAUUAAAGCCUGACACAUUAAACAUUGUUGCCCGCCACUUUUUACAAUGGAAACCCAAAGAUACACAAAAAUCAAUCAAGGAUCUUAUUUCACGAUUAGACAGUGUAAUUAGUGGUCUAAGACUCAAUGACACAUUACCGUCACUUACUUUACAACCUAAUGCCGUUCAUGUUCCACAACCACUAGAAGUAACAACGUCUUCACUAUCCAAUACUAAAAGUAUAUAUUGUUCAUCGCCUACCUCUGCACACACUAUCCCAACAAUAAAUGGCUGUAAUAUUCUAUGCAGCCCUGAGACAAAUGUCUUAGCAAGCUUACCUUGGAUUCUUAAGUUUGAUAUCGGCAGAUUUCUUCUUCUUAAAAAGCUGACAUUUAGCGAUAUACCCAAUACUGUCAUUGAAGAAAUACUUAGCGUAGGCAAGAAAGAGCCACGUGAAGUCUUUUCGGUUAUGAUAAAAUGGUACGAAACCCGAAAACUCACGCACCCAGACACUCUUAGUUACGCCAAAGUCGAGCAGUGCCCCGAAGUUGUAUGGAAUUGCACCGAGACAUAUGUUAAGAAUAGAAGUGUUCGAUACUUUGGUACCGUUUUUCUGUCUUCGAAAACCCCAGCCUUGACUCUUCGAGUUCCAAAAACAACAGCUUCUAACCGAUUGUUUCGUAAAUUUGGUGACGACCGAUUUUUGGAAUUCAAACUGUUAAAAAACUCGCGUCCAACAACAAUCAAGGACUCCUUGAAUUACUUUUUGACGCCAUUACUAUUUAUGAAUCGAGUAUUCAGAUUCUUAUUUAUCAAAGAGGAUCGUCUUGUAUUCUUCGCUACAGAAGGCGAGGGUCUCCAGCCUAUUUCUAUCCGUCAAGUCGUAAACUGGCACAUUCCUUUAAAGGAAAAUGCGGCCAUGACAAUAAGCAAAUUUGCAAGUCGAAUGUCGCUUGGGUAUAGUAAUAGUACAUCCACUGUCGUUUUUCAGGCCGACAUGAUUAAGUAUAUUGAUGAUAUACACGCACAAGCAGAAGGAGAAGAAGAGACAGUCAUGACAGAUGGCUGCGGUAUAAUUUCGUGCGCUGCAAUGCGCAAAAUCAUGGGUUCUCAAUAUAUUGAAGAACUCCCAUGUGCUAUUCAAGGUCGUAUUGCCGGCGCAAAAGGUGUUUGGAUUUUAACACCUGAAAUUGAAUUUGAAUCUGGAGAAUGGAUUAAAAUCCGUGCUUCUCAAAACAAGUUCAAGACAUGUUUACCCCAGGCCGAUAUGGACUACCAAACAGACCCAAUUCAUUUUACUUUUGACCUUGUUAAAACCUCAAUCUGUAUAUAUCCUUCGAAACUGAAUACCCAGUUUAUUCAAGCAAUUUCUGCUGGAGGAGUACCUAAAGACGCGUUCACUAAGAUUCUGCACGAAUAUCUUCAAAAACUGGUUACAAUUGUGCUUGAGAGCAAGAAUAUCAAAGUAUUACGCGACUGGGUAAUAAAAACUGGCGCUGUUAUGAAUGCACGGUGGGAAGUUGAGGCAGUAGAGCAAGAUGUAUGGAGAGAUACAUUGUCGGAUACUUGGCUUACAGACUACGCUCCUACCGAGGAUACACUUUCGCCCGAUAUUCUAACAGCAAGCAGCGGAAAAGCAAAUUAUUGGCGGUAUAAUGCUUACUCUGGUCUACCUGCUUCUCUUUACGAUUCCGCUGUCCGUAUGAUUGACUCAGGAUUUGACUUGACAAACCCCUUUUUGGCCAACAAAAUUACAAACAUAUUUCGAGAUACGAUGCGCAUGGUUAUGUCCAAGUAUAGAAUUGAAGUGCAACAGUCGUGCACCUUGACUUGCGUACCAGACCCCACAGGAAUGCUGGAAGAAGGAGAGAUAUUCUUCCAGCUGUCUCGAAGACGUGUAGACGAGAAAUCUGCCAUUAAAUCAAGUAUUGUCUUGGGUGAUGUUCUGGUAACGCGUAACCCAUGUGGUCUUAAAAGUGAUGUGCAGAAAGUUACAGCUGUGGAUUGUCCCGGGUUGCGUAUGUAUACCGAUAUUGUUAUUUUCCCAGUCAAAGGUUUACGCUCAUUAGCAAGCAAACUUAGUGGCGGUGAUUACGAUGGUGAUAUUGUAUUCUGUUGCUGGGAUGAGCGACUUGUAAAGCCCUUCACAAACUCGCCUAUAUUACCUACACCAGAAAAAGCAAAGGCUGCAUUUGAACAGAAUAUGAAUACAAUAUCUCAAGUAGUUUUCAAGCAUACUGAAGACACAUUUCAAGAGAGAAUGCUCCAGGAAAAUUUUAUCUCUGUGGCUAUUCCUGAUGGCAUACUUGGGAAAUACGACAAUUGGCGUACAAAUCUCGCAGAAGAUACAUCAUUUGACAACGAAGACGUAAACUACCUGGCACACAUGUGUGCUCGACUUGUAGACGCUUCAAAACAGGGCUUGACUAUUAAGCCAAGUGUACUACAGAAAGAUAGGUCCGAUUUUCUUAAAAUUCCACAAUCAAGGUGGUUUUCCGAUAAGGUGUCUCGACAACGGGAGAAAGAUAUACACACAUCUGUAGAGGAAGUACAAGAAUCGAAUGUCUCGAACAGACCGUCGACAACAACCAUGGACUUCUUACAUGAAACUUUACUAGCUGAAGUAGAAAAAUUUACCCGAUACUCGGAAAGCGUUUUUCAGGAAAAAGAUGUCAAACUUAAAGAUUCGGCGCUGGAGAGACCUUGGUUAGAGGCUAUGGCGAUGGCGAUUGAUGAUAAAGACGCCGAGCUUCAGGCCGAUUUAAAAGCCAUUCAAUCGUGCGUCGAUAAGAAUAUCCAUACGUACACUUGUGAUGCAAAACAGCUUUGGCUGCGCCGCCAACAAAAGUUCACUGCAAAACAUGAUCCUGGACGAAAGUCAGAAACAUUUUACGAAGACGAGGAUCAAUUCAAUACGGCCUUUGAAUUGGAAGAGCAUGCAGCUAAAGAAUUUCAUCAUUUUCCAGAUCCUGUUACCUUUGCAUCCAGUGUAUUUCACUACGAUCUCGAAAUCAAUCACGGAAUGAUGAUACAAAAGAUUAAGGCUAGCUAUGCUUAUAUUAAGACCAUCCAAAGUGGUAAAUUCUCCAAAUACUGCUACGUGGUCGCAUAUGAUGCUUUGCGUCGGAUCAAGGCAGAUUCGUGUGGUAAUAAUAGUAGGGGACUGUGUGAGAGCGUAGUUCCCAGUAUAUUUCAGGCGCUCAAUGUGGACAAAUAUUGGAUCUGA
Molecule: messenger RNA, 3339 nt
Organism: Phycomyces blakesleeanus NRRL 1555(-)
Lineage: Eukaryota; Fungi; Mucoromycota; Mucoromycetes; Mucorales; Phycomycetaceae
Gene: RdRP-1b
Product: RNA-dependent RNA polymerase RdRP
Exons: 3
Coding region: 1-3339 (1112 amino acids)
Biological process (GO): siRNA processing
Cellular component (GO): nuclear RNA-directed RNA polymerase complex
Molecular function (GO): RNA-directed RNA polymerase activity
Source: RefSeq, a predicted model, not a curated record